This is a messenger RNA of Phyllostomus discolor (pale spear-nosed bat), 1617 nucleotides long. Its product is annotated as adenylate cyclase type 1-like. The coding region runs from base 1 to 1617 and encodes 538 amino acids. The record is from RefSeq and is a predicted model, not a curated record. The transcript has 6 exons. Gene Ontology annotation, biological process: adenylate cyclase-activating G protein-coupled receptor signaling pathway; cAMP biosynthetic process. Gene Ontology annotation, molecular function: adenylate cyclase activity. NCBI's taxonomy places the organism in Eukaryota, Metazoa, Chordata, Mammalia, Chiroptera, Phyllostomidae.
AUGGGGAAACUGAGGCUCAGAGAUGCGAAGCGGGAGACCAAGGUCACGCGGACCGCCCGGAGGCGGUGCAGCCGAGCCUGGGGCGCCGAGCGGGCGGCCGAGUCGGGCUGCCGGCGCGGCCUGCGGGCGUGCGACGAGGAGUUCGCGUGCCCCGAGCUGGAGGCGCUGUUCCGCGGCUACACGCUGCGGCUGGAGCAGGCGGCCACGCUGAAGGCGCUGGCCAUGCUCAGCCUGCUGGCGGGCGCGCUGGCGCUGGCCGAGCUGCUGGGCGCGCCGGGGCCCGCGCCCGGCCUGGCCAAGGGCUCGCACCCCGUGCACUGCGUGCUCUUCCUGGCGCUGCUCGUGGGCACCAACGUCCGCUCGCUGCAGGUGCCGCAGCUGCAGCAGGUCGGCCAGCUGGCGCUGUUCUUCAGCCUCACCUUCGCGCUGCUCUGCUGCCCCUUCGCGCUCGGCGGCCCCGCCGGGCUCCACGCCGGGACGGCUGCGGGGCCGGCGGCCGCGGACCAGGGCGUCUGGCAGCUCCCCCUGGUCACCUUCGUGUCCUACGCCCUGCUGCCCGUGCGCAGCCUGCUGGCCGUUGGCUUCGGGCUUGUGGUGGCCGCCUCGCACUUGCUGGUCACAGCCACCUUGGUCCCCGCCAAGCGCCCACGUCUCUGGAGGACGCUCGGCGCCAACGCCCUGCUCUUCGUGGGCGUGAAUGUGUAUGGGGUGUGUGCCCGGGUGCUGGCCCAGCGCUCCCAGCGGAGGGCCUUCCUGCAGGCGCGCACCUGCAUCGAGGACCGGCUGCGGCUGGAGGACGAGAACGAGAAGCAGGAGCGGCUGCUCAUGAGCCUCCUGCCCCGGAACGUUGCCAUGGAGAUGAAGGAGGACUUCCUGAAGCCCCCUGAGAGGAUUUUCCACAAGAUUUACAUCCAGCGGCACGACAACGUUGAGGUGGGGACGGCUGGUGACCGCUUGCUCUCCCGCAGCAGGGAGCCAGGGAGCCCCGGGGUCGGGUCGAGGGGAGCCCCGCAGGGCGCCCUGACAAACUCCCGGGUCCCGAACUGCGCGCUAAGGGGCGCCGAGGAGACGCCGGGACGCGAGAGCACCUUCCCACCCCCCGUUCGGGGACCCCAGCGGGGGCCAGCGGCGGCCCGAGUCCGGCGCCGUGCCCCGAGCCUGUCUGCACCCACACUGUCCACUGGAACCCGGAGGGGCUGCCGGCUGGCUCACACGGACGACCCAAACCCGGCUGCCCAGCCACCCAGGAAACAGCGGGAAACCAGCAGCCCGACCGGGGGCGCCCCGCUGGGCUGGGCAAAGGUGGCCGGCCGUGUGGCGGCAGCGCGGAGGUGCAGGACUCGAACACAGCCCCCGCGGCGUCCGCAGGCAGCGGCCCACGUGGCGAGACGCGGGGAAAAGCCCGGCAGAGACCGCCGGGAGGGAAGAGCCCCCGAAACCCCGGACACGGGCGCCGCGCUGGGCGGGCUGCUCCGCGGGCGAGGGCCAGGGCGACGUUCGGACGUCCCUCCCCGGGCGCGGGAGGGAAGCCCGCGGAAAGGAGACUCGGUCGGGAGCCCAGGAGGCCCGGGCCGCCGCCCUCACCUCGGAGCGCCGGGAGCACCGGACGGGAACUGA